GUUAAACAUUUAUUUUAUAAAUAAAUUAAUAUUAAGCACAAGUUAAACACAUUUAUUUAUUAUUAGUUUAAACAUUAGUGGGGAUGAGUGAAGAGAAAAUUUGUAUGCCGAAUUGUUUGUCAUAGAAGGUGUUACGGAAAGCCACGAAGAGCGUCUUCAUCCAGAUGACGUCAUCAGUCGGAAAAAGCCGAACUCAACUAAUGAUGAAUCUCUAUCAGGUGCGCUUGUAAUUAGAACACAUUAAACCUCAAAUACGGGCAGAAACAAGGGAGUGAGGGCGCUUGUCCUGCAGUUUAUCCAGCUUUUCUCCUUUUGAGGAAAAACUUUGUGACUGAAAAAAGUUAUGAGGUGUGAGUAAAUGAGUACAACAGAAAUUGGAUGCGCAUCAAGGAUUAAUCAACCCGAGACGCUGCUGGUUAUCAAUCUAAUUGGAGCUUGAGCGUUUCUACUAAAGGAAUGACUGUUUCAAGAUUAAUUUAACUGUAAACAAAAUUCAUCUGUUCCAAUCUAUCAUGAUAUGAAUGAAAGCAACAGAUUGCAAGUCAAGAUUGUAAGACCUUUUAUUGGAAGUAAAAGCCAGUUUUGAGAUGAUUCCUGUGUCCGUGGUUGACUAAGCCCCUUGUCAAGUUAGAGGCAGAAUUGAUGUGUGAAAUCCAAGAAGUAACUUGACAGUUGAUAACCACAGCUGACAGCCACAGCUUGUAAACCCAGUUUGAUGAUCAGCGUAACAGCAGUGGACUUCACAUUUGGGCCAGUGCAGAACGGCCAAGCUCAGACGGUGCGUCAUUGGAGCAAGAAGGUGAAAGACAGGAAGUUGUUGUUGCUGUCGUAGUGUUAAGUGGAUAAGUUGAAAAUGGCUGAAGAAGCAGUGGGGAAACCAAUUGAGCAGCUUAAAAAGGAAAGGACUGCUGCAAAAAUAAGCUUCACGAGACAGGUUAACUUCCUUGGCAGAGAAGCUCACAGGUUAAUGGAAGAGGAGCUCAAGGAAGAGUUCAAGAAGCUCUCACUCGUCGCACGGAGGGUGUUCGAGACGAAUGAUGAUUACAGAUCUGGACUUCUUGCUGAAAUGGAGGCUGAUGAGAGAAAAGAUGAGGAGCCAGUGCAGCAGGAAGCUGACAUUAAGAAGACUGUAAGUGAGUGCGAUUUGAAGUUUAAUGAAAUUGAAAGAAUUGUUCAAAAUAACCUCUGGUCAAGAUAUGGAUUGCAAGAAGUGACUGGUGCAGUGGCUGAAGCGGAGAGAACCUGCAAUCGAGUUGCAAGCAUAGCUAUUGACAGCAGUGAGUAUGAAAACUAUGAGGUGCAACUUGACGUUCUCGCAAAACUUGUUAAAGAGGCAGGAAGAGCUUUGUCAAGCUGGGAGAAAUGGACCCCUGUUGAUGAAAGGGGAGUCUUGGAGAGACGUGUAAGGAGGUUAAAGGAAGACAGCAAUGACCUCGAAGCAAAGAAGGGUGAGUUCGCCAGAGUGCGGAAGGUCGCUGAAGAUGCAUUGGUCGCAAGCCCCAGUAUAAUAACUAUGGCAAACGCAACACCACAUAUAACUCAAGCCGCACCUAUUGUGAGGUUCAGACCAGCAAGUUUGCCUGUGUUCGAUGGAAACAAGAGAAAUUUCUAUCGGUGGAAGAAGGACUGGGAACAACUUCAACAACAGGGAGAACCUUCUGGAUCUGUGGAAGUCAAGAAAAUUCAAUUAUUAGACAGCAUAGAUGUCAGGAUUGUGAAAGAUCUCCGAUUGUCCUCCUACAAUACUGCUGUAGAUAUUUUCAGAGUGCUUAAAAAUCGAUAUGGUAACAAGUAUGCGAUUACAAUGGAAAUUGUGGAAGAAUUAGAGAGAAUUCCUGUGAUGAGAGGAAAUCAGCCACGCAAAGUGAUUGAACUCGUCCAGACAGUGGAGAAGGCUUUAGUGGAUCUUACUGACCUUGGAGACAUGGGGGUCAUAAAAAACCCUCUUGUGGUCAAAUCCAUAGAAAGUAAACUUCCUGAGUUCAUGAAAAGGGACUGGCUUGCGUUGGUGACUGCUCCUGAAAGUGAGGUUACAUCAGAAAACCACUUUGACAAGCUUCUUGAAUUCCUAGAAGGAAUCUUUGAGAGACUUGAGCAACUUAGAGUCACAGAAAAAGUGGAAAGGCAAGAAAGAAAGCCAGAAAGAAGUCAUGCAUUCACUAGAUCAACAAAGACAGCUCCAUUUGAGAGCGUGUGCAUUGUGUGUGGAUCUGAGAAGCACAAAGGUAAAAUCUUCUUUUGCAAUAAGUUCAAGGAACUGCAGUUUGGAGAAAAGAAGGUAAUCCUGAGAAAACUCGGAUUGUGUAGGAGAUGUUUGGGGUAUCAUGAAGAUGACAGCAAAUGUAGAGAUGUAUUUCUGUGCAGGAGAAAAGAAUGCAAAGGAGGAGCCUCUGCAGAUCAUCAUUAUCUUUUCUGUCCCAAAGAGGAGACCAGAUAUGAGCAGGAAGGUAAAGUCACCAUCAGAGAAGGAAGAAAGGGAAGCAGAUUAACUGUGGAACAAGAAAAUUUUCUCUCUGAACUUUCUCCUGAAAAGGUGGAAAAGUGUAUAAAAGCGUUUACCAACAGAGCUACGAGGGAAAGAUCCAAAGAAGGGAAACUAGGACUGUUGGAGGAAAAUGGGCUUCAGGAGCUUCCAGUCAUUAUGAUGCUCAAAGAGGUGACAACCAAUGCAGGACAAACAAUUGGAACUCUAAUUGAUCUGGCAUCCGAUACAAAUUACAUAACUCAUAAAGCUGCUGACAGGCUCGGAUUGAGUGGAGAAGAAAUCAACCUGGUUGUUCAUGGAGUGGGUAAAAUGGCUAUCCAUGUAAGAACCAAAAGGUAUCUCCUUAGAAUUCGAGUGAGGACACCAGCAGGAUCCCAGAAAGCCCACCAGCUUGUCUGUUAUGGGUUAGAAGAGAUCGCAAGAAUGCAUAAGAGUGUGAGUCCACAGCAACUGAAGAAGGUAUUUCCAGAUGUAGACCUGGCAGAGCUAAGAAGGCCUAAAGAGAUAGAACUUCUUCUCAGUCAUCGGGAAGGAAAACUUGCACCACAAAGAGUAAAAAUUGUAGGAGAUCUUGUUCUUUGGGACAGCCCACUUGGGAAAAUGGUGGGUGGAGCGCACCCAGACUUGUUUGAGGAAGUAAGUGUGACAGCUUAUGAGUCAAAGACGCACUUUGCACGGUCAAUGAGAACUGCUGUGGUCAAGUAUAAAGAAGUUCUGAGAGAAAGUAAACCACUAUUUACCUCCAAAACCCCAAAAGAAAAGGAGAUGGCCUGCAUUGAUGCAAAAAGCACAUUUGCAAGUGGCAAAGAAUUUCUUCAGUGGUGGAGCUGGGAUAGCAUCGGAGCUGCAUGUGAGCCAAAGUGUGGCGGCUGCCGCUGCGGGAACUGUCAGCCGGGAGGAAAAGAGAUGACUUUGGCAGAGGAGAAAGAGCUAGAGAUCAUAAGAAGUGGUCUUACUUAUGUGCAAGUGGAUUCCCAUAGUGAUCGACCCCAUUGGGAUGCAAGGUACCCAUGGAUCCAAGAUCCUGUUUCUCUUCCUUACAAUCGGAAUGGAGUGGAGUCGACAUUCCUAAGAACCGAGAAGCAGCUUGGGAAGGGACCUGAGUGGAAGAAAGUUUACACCGCACAGGUUCAUGAAAUGGUUAAGAGAAAUGCCGCAGUAAAACUAACAAAAGAAGUGCUUGACAAGUGGACAGGUCCAGUCUGGUACGUAAGUCAUCUAGUUGCACCAAACCCACAUUCAGUCACCACGCCUGUGCGUCUUGUGUGGAACAGCAGCCAGAAAUUCAAGGGGCUGAGUAUGAACGACCUCCUGCUGAAAGGACCUGAUGUGUUGAAUUCUAUCAGAGCCGUCCUACUCAGGUUCAGGAAGGGAGUUUUCGGAGUAUUGGGAGACCUCCAUAAGAUGUAUAAUUCGGUAUGGCUGGAAGAACGAGAAAUGCAUCUCCACAGAUUUCUUUGGCGGGAUACACCUGAGGAAGAAAUAGAAGAGUACGCCAUAACCAGAGUUAACAUUGGGGAUCGCCCGGCAGGUUGUAUCGCGCAGCUGGCAAUGAGGGAGACCGCUGGUUUAGCAGCUUUUGCUCACAUGAAAGAGGAGCGGAGAGUGCUAGAAGAAGACAGCUAUGUGGACGAUAUCCUCACAUCUCAAAAUGAUCAGAAGAGGCUGGUCGAGAUAGUGAAGGGCAUUGAGGAAAUCCUUGAAGCUGGUGGAUUCUCAUUGAAGGAAUGGGUUUGGUCUGGUCAAAGUGGGAGGUCUGGAUCCGAAAAAACAAACAAAGAGUUUUCAAGCCUGAUUCCUGAGAAAACAGUGGUGCUUCCUAAUCAGCUGGGGGAAGGGGAUGAUAAAGCCCUUGGAAUUGGAUACCUGGCAGAGGAGGAUCGGAUGUAUAUAAUGACUUCUGUUAAUUUUUCCAAAAGGAAAAAGAAGGUGAGGAUUGAGCAGGAUCUUCUUGAACAGGAAGUUAGGUUGAGGACCCCAAACCCAUUGACGAGAAGACACCUAUUGAGUCAGGUGGCAGGACUCUAUGAUCCACUGGGUCUCGUCACACCAGCUAAACAGAAGGGCGCGAUCCUCGUUAGGAAAGCAUUCCAGGAAGCUGGAAGUGGAUGUCUAACAAGACAUUCAUGGGAUACUGCGCUCUCUGAAGGAAUCCGGGGAGAAGCUAUUGAUUUAUUUGAGGAGUAUGUACAACUCCGGAAAGUGAAGUUCCACAGAAGUCUUACGCCUGCGAACUGGAAAGGAAAACCAUGGGGAGUCACUUUUUCGGACGGCAGUGACAGAACCUAUGGUGCAGUAUUAUAUCUUAGAUGGAAUACAAGCCAAGGAGUGGAUGUUCGCUUAGUUGAGUCUAAAGCCAAGCUGACACCACUAGAACUGAAGGGGGAUCCAGUAAAAGCUGAAGUCUGUGGCGCAGUCUUUGCAACACGUCUUAGGAAAUACUUUGAAAAACAUGGACGGAUCAAAGUAGAGAAAUGGUUCCAUCUUGUGGAUAGCCAGAUGGUACUGGGAGCCAUCCAGCGCGACAGCUAUGGGUUUCAAACUUUCUUUGCAAAUAGGAUCGGAGAGAUUCAGAAGACAGGAGCGAUUGGCGACUGGUGGUGGAUUCCAGGGAAUCUAAACAUCGCAGAUAUUAUCACACGAGGGGCAAGCCCUAAGGAUCUUGAUGAAGAUUCCAUUUGGCAGAAUGGACCAGAGUUCCUUAAAAGGUCAGUUGACAAAUGGCCCAAGAGAUCAGCAGCUGAAAUUGCUGAGGAUGCUAGAGAAAGAGUUAAUAAGCUCCAGAGGAAAGUCUUCUCAGCGGCAGUGACUAGAGCUCAGAUGAAGAAAAUAACUGAAGAGAAGCAAAUAUCAGUACUAGAGUCAUUUCGAAUUAAAAUGCUGAGCAGACUAAUCACUGAAAGACUAGUGGAUGUUGAAAAGUUCAGUAGUCUGUCAAGGUUGGCAAGAGUCAUUGGCUGGGUGUGGCGCAGCGUGAGGAAAUGGCUGGAGAUAAGAAAUAAAAAUUCAACAUUUGAGAAACAAGAUAUAGUUGGAAUCAGUGGAUUUGUACUGACGGUGAAGGAAAGAGAGGAUGCUUUGAAGGCACUCUUUUUGGCGGCACAAAAGAGCACAACGUUUCCUGAGACCACAUUCUGUAGAUUGGUUGUGUGUAAAGAAGAAAACACCGGACUUCUUGUGUGCAGAGGAAGAUAUGAAACCUUUGAGAAAGAGAGACUCACCAUUCCAUUAUUGCCUAUGGAAGCAAGAGUAUCAUUGCUACUGGCUCAUGAAGCGCAUGAUGCAAAUCAUGAGGAGAUUGCUGGGACACUUCUUAGGAUGAGAAGGGUAGCGUGGGUAGUAAAAGGUCGGAGAUUGGCCAAAAGAGUGGUGGAAAGUUGUGUCAUCUGCAGGAAAGCAAGAGCAAAGAAGUGCAAGCAGAUUAUGGGUGAUCUCCCACCUGAAAGGAUUGGACCAGCUGCACCCUUUGAAUUUGUAACAGUGGAUCUAUUCGGUCCCUAUGAAGUGAAAGAUGAAGUGAGGAAAAGGGUACGAUUGAAGGUCUGGGGAAUUGUGUAUUGUUGCAUGGCUUCAAGGGCUGUUCACACAGAUGUUGUAAGUGAUCAAUCCACUGAGGGUUUCUUGUUGUCUUACAAGAGGUUCACUGCUUUGAGAGGACAUCCCAAGAAAGUGUGGUCAGAUCUAGGCUUAAACUUUGUGGGAGCACAGUCAGCCCUGAAAGAUCUUUAUGAGUUUCUGGAGCGAGUAGAGAAACCGGGACUUGAAGAGGAAGCCGGGAAACAUGGGACCGAGUGGUCUUGGAAGUUUCAUCCAGCUAACUCACCCCAUAGGAAUGGAGCGGCUGAAGCUGCUGUUCGUGUGGUGAAAAGAGCUCUUCUUAAUCUAGGAGGUGAUGGUAUCUUCACGUGGGGAGAAUUCCAGACUUUUCUGUAUAUGGCAGCAAACCUGGCAAAUGAAAGGCCCAUAGAUGCACGAACUCAAAGUCGUGAGUAUCGUUUGGAGUAUGUUACACCAAACUCCCUGUUGUUGGGGAGAGCAAGUUCAAGAGGAGAUUCACGUGACUUCGAUUUUGCAGGAUACCCAUACAAGAGAUUAAGAGUUAUCCAAGAAGAAAUUAAUAAAUUCUGGGAAAAGUGGAGUCAGUUAGCAGGACCAAACCUGUUCAUAAGAAGUAAGUGGCACACAAGGGAAAGGAAUGUUGCCGAAGGAGACAUUGUCUGGGUUGCAGACCAGAAUGCUCUGAGGAGUCAAUAUAAGUUAGGAAGAGUCAUCAGGGCAAAUACUGAUCCUAAAGGUAUUGUGAGGGAUGUUGAUGUCAGAGUUUCCUCAAGUCACCCAGUCUUUUGUUCAGGUAUUGAGAAGUCAGACACAGGAAAGGUCACCAAAUGUGGAAGAACAAAAAUUCCAUCAACCGUUAUUCAUAGGGAUGUUCGGCGGUUAGUUGUGUUGAUCCCAGUAGAGGAGCAGUCCAAGAAUUUAGAGGAAAGGAGUUGAUUGUGACCUCUUGGAUUUAAGAAUCAAGAGUGUCAAGUGGGAGGUGUGAAGUUAAACAUUUAUUUUAUAAAUAAAUUAAUAUUAAGCACAAGUUAAACACAUUUAUUUAUUAUUAGUUUAAACAUUAGUGGGGAUGAGUGAAGAGAAAAUUUGUAUGCCGAAUUGUUUGUCAUAGAAGGUGUUACGGAAAGCCACGAAGAGCGUCUUCAUCCAGAUGACGUCAUCAGUCGGAAAAAAGCCGAACUCAACUAAUG
Cyprinus carpio (common carp) is the source of this 7233-nucleotide messenger RNA. RefSeq lists its product as uncharacterized. NCBI's taxonomy places the organism in Eukaryota, Metazoa, Chordata, Actinopteri, Cypriniformes, Cyprinidae. The record is from RefSeq and is a predicted model, not a curated record. The transcript is spliced from 2 exons. Bases 854 to 6979 code for a protein of 2041 amino acids.